GAUUCCAGCAUCGACGCCGGUUCCGGUUGUUUAUUUAUCACACUAUGUGCUCGGAUCUGAUAAAAUUUUAGAUUUACUUAGAAUCUUUGAAAGAGCUAAGGAUUAUAUUUUACUAUUAUUGCCUUUGAUUGUACACUGAAAAAUGGUAGACAUACGCAAUAGUUCCAUGGAUACCUCUCUUCCCAUUACAGAGAGCGGUGUGGUCAUUAAUGACUUUGACUCCCAUUACGGUUCUGUCAAAAGACAACCCAAAAAGGGCAACAGAUCUAAAACUAUUCCCUGUAGAGUCCGUAUGUUGGAUGGUACAGAUGCUGAAUAUGAUGUGGAUAGACGUGCCAAAGGUGCUACAUUAGCAGCAUUGAUUGCUGAUCAUUUAAAUCUUUUAGAAAAGGACUAUUUUGGUCUCACUUUUAUAGAUACAGACGGCAAAAGAAGUUGGUUAAAUUAUGAGAAGAGGAUAUCAAAACAAAUUAAGGCAACCUCAAGGAAUUUCAAAAGUGGUCCUUGGGAAUUUUCUUUUGAAGUGAAAUUUUAUCCUCCAGAUCCAUCUCAGUUGCAGGAAGAUAUAACAAGAUAUCAGCUUUGUUUACAAAUUCGAAAUGAUGUUUUAUCUGGAAAACUUCCAUGUUCCUUUGUCACAUAUGCUCUUCUGGGCUCUUACCUUGUUCAGUCAGAACUCGGAGAUUAUGAUCCUGAGGAGCAUGCCAGCAAUUACCUCUCAGACUUUCGUUUCGCUCCCAAUCAGACUCCGGAAUUGGAAGAAAAAGUAGCAGAGCUUCAUCGGCAACAUAAAGGCCAGACACCUGCUGAAGCAGAGCUUCAUUACCUUGAAAAUGCAAAGAAGCUAGCCAUGUACGGAGUCGAUCUGCACGAGGCGAAGGACUCGGAAGGAGUGGAAAUAAUGCUGGGAGUGUGUGCGUCUGGCUUACUGGUGUAUCGUGACAGAUUAAGAAUCAAUAGAUUUGCUUGGCCAAAGAUUCUGAAAAUCUCUUACAAACGCAACAAUUUUUACAUCAAAAUUCGACCAGGAGAGUUUGAGCAGUUUGAAAGCACUAUUGGUUUUAAAUUGCCCAAUCACAGAGCUGCCAAACGACUUUGGAAAGUUUGUGUAGAACAUCACACAUUUUUCAGGUUAAUGAUGCCUGAGCCUCCUCCAAAACCCAAACUCUUUGUGCCACGCUUAGGGUCCAAGUUCCGAUAUUCUGGCCGCACCCAGUACCAAACACGAUUAGCAAGCUCCCUCAUAGACCGACCGCCCCCUCAUUUUGAGAGGACGAUGAGCAAUAAACGUUUUACAUCUAGAAGUAUGGAUGGUGGAAUGUCUGCUCUUGGCUACAGGAAUCGUACAAUGUCUGAAUCCAGAAGCACAGACAACAAAAGGCAUACUCUAGCUGGUCCUAUACGUAGUCCAAUCGGAGAUGAAUUCCGAAAAAAGGAUCGUCAAAGUAUUUCUCAAUCAACUUUUGUUCCAGGAUUUGAUAAUUCUCCAGAAUUCGUCAAACAUGUUGAUAGUAAAAAACCAGCUGGUGGGAUCGCAGUAAUGCCUCCUGUUGUGGACCAUUUCCGUUUAAACUCACAAUCACCUGAACUUACGAAUGGUGGAAAUAUUAGAGUUUCUCCUGAUGACAAUAUCAGGAUUUCAGAUAAAAAACUGCAUGGAAACUUGGAACCUUACCAAAAGUUUUGGCCGCAAGACCAUGUUCCAAAUCAGCCAUCAACAAUCCACUGCGAAGCUCCUCGCAAGCUUACUUCCGAGAAAAAUCGUCCACUUUCUGAUUCGUUUACAAAUAAUAAAUUUAACGAAGAAACAGUUUUAAAAGGAAACCUAUCGAAAAGCAAAUCAGGUACCAAAAAGGAACCAAGAAAUAAUAUCAAACAAAAUGGGACUCAUUCUAUGUCCAAUGGAAAAGAAUCAAAUCCCAAAUCAAAUUCCUUAGCUUCCCUUGCAUCUUCAGAAGGAAGUAUGAAUGAAUACGAUGUUGAAACUGCAACCACUCGUUCAGUUCAAAGCAUGCCAAUUCGAACUCCAUCAAUAUCAUCCAAAGGUCCUCGUAUAAUAACGAUAACAGCUAAUUGUUCAGUUGUGGAUGAACCCAAUAUUAACAAAGAGACACAGAAAUCUAAUUUACAAAAUCAGUCUGUUGUCACUCAACCUGUGGUAUCAGAAUCAACAUUCACAACAAUAACUACUACAGAAAUGGAUCCAACUUCACCCGAAAAGUGCGUUACUAAGAAAACUAGUACCACCAGCGAACAGAAAUCGGUGACACAACAGAUUUCAAAAAGUACUAAAAUCAUCACUUGUCCUAUAGAAGAAUUACAGCCAGCCAUUGUGAAAACAGAAUCUGUCAUGUACAAUCCCAACAGCAAGCCAUGCAGCCCCCAAAGUACCACCUAUGUACCGGUCGUCGAAACAGAGACCUGCAAGGUAUUUUAUACAACUGAUCUGCCUCAGUCUCCUGGGAAUCGCUCAUUCAGUCGCUCCUCUAAUGCGUCACCUCUUCCUCCGCUUGACACCUCCCUAUUAGGAGAAGACAUAUUGAACACUUCAUCUGUAUCCAGCAAAACACGCACAGUUGAAACCAUAACAUACAAAACAGAGAAAGAUGGUGUGAUAGAAACGCGGGUCGAAAAGAAAAUAACCAUUCACAGUGACGGUGAUCCCAUCGAUCACGAUCAGGCAUUAGCAGAAGCCAUUCACGAAGCAACCCUCAUGAAUCCGAACUUGACGGUGGAGAAAAUCGAGAUCCAGCAGACACCUCCGAAACAGUAGUCUCUCUGUGUUAUCUUGCUAUAAUAAAUUAUUUUUAAGGAAACCUGAAUCUCCCUGCACUAAAAGGAAAAGGCAAUUUACAAAUGAGUGUGCUAUAUUUUUUAAUAUACACUGUGAUUUAUGUGCAUUUUAGAUAGAGAACUGAUCUGCAACAUUCAUAGUGUUAAUGCAAAUUUCAUUACAGUACUUCACAUAAGAUGAUAAGCCAUCAUCUGAAGCAGCAAAACUUGUAACAAUCUAGGACCAGCUGUACUUGUUAGAACAUUAUGGCACAAAUCUUUGAGGUGCUGUGUCUUAAAUGCAUUUAAUGUAAAUUUUAUACUGAAAGCUAUGUUUAGAAGGUUCUAAGCAAAAAUGUAGGACCAAUGGUUUUUAUUUAAGUGAAUCUUAUUUUAAAACGUCUUCUUGCUAAGGAAAUAAAUUUUAAAUAAUGCAUAUUCAAUCAUCAAAAUAAUAUAGAUUUUAACACUGGAAAUGCUGAUAUAAGAAAAAGGAUAAAUUCAAUGCUAAAAAUAUGCUAUAAGCAAAACUUACUGGCAGUUAAAAACUUUCAUUCUUUACAAAUUAUUAAAUUAUAAAUUUACUGUAAAAUCACUCAAACUCCAAGUAUUUCUCUGCAUUUCUUUUUUGAAAUAAGUAUUCAGAAUCCAUGAUUUUUUUAAUUUUGGUUUUUGAAUUAAUAUAAGAAAAACAAAUUUAAGCUUCUAGAAACAUAAAUGAUAACGAUAUUCAAUAAAUAACACUGUAUACGAAUUAUCCUUUUCUCUGAUAAAUUAAAUACUUUUCAAGAACCUGGGGGGGGAGUUAAUUUUGUGAAAUCAAUAUUGGUGCCACAGUGGCUUGAUGGCAAGUCUAUUAAAUAAGGCAGCCAGAGAGUGCCAAGCUUGAUAUUUGAUCAACCAAAGAUCAAUCAAAUAUAUGGGCCUGCUGUACAUAAAAUCUUGAAAUGAGAAAUACAUCCUCCACCAAUAAUAUGAAGUUUGGAACAUCACAUGUUCAACUGAUUUUGAAGCUCUACAAAUAAUAAAGCAAAUAUUUAACUAGCAAUUACAGAAAUUUCAUGAAUUUUUCAUUUUAUAAAUUGUAAUUAUUUUAAAACUCAUGUUGAUUAAAAUGGGAUAUAACUAAUAACAAAGCUCUAUUAUACAUACAAUCUCUAGUAAAAUGUGUAUGAAAGUAUUAUGAAUCACGUAUGGCUCGAGUUAGAUUUAAUAAAGGUGAUUUAUUCAAGCCCAUCACCUAUUAAUAAAAUCAAUGAUACCAUGCAACUUAUAUGAGGUGAAGUUUAUAUGUUCAACAGUAUUAUUUAUGAAAAUAAUUAAACUCUUUUCAAGGCCAUAGAAACUAUACUUACCAACAAAUUCAGCAAUUUUUGGCUGUACAUAGUAAACUAGUUUAUCAUCUCUGACUAGAACUGUUAUUCUCUAAGUAAAAGUAAUAAAAUAAACACUCAUCACAUAAGGUGGUUUUAUCAAACUCAUUAUUAUUUAAGAUAAUAAUGGAUCAAUAUCUAACAUGAAAAACAUCUUUCAAUGAAACAAAAACCUUGAUAUUUUAAACUAUA
Messenger RNA from Argiope bruennichi, 4337 nucleotides. RefSeq names its product protein 4.1-like (gene cora). Gene Ontology annotation, molecular function: actin binding; structural molecule activity. NCBI's taxonomy places the organism in Eukaryota, Metazoa, Arthropoda, Arachnida, Araneae, Araneidae. The coding region runs from base 143 to 2773 and encodes 876 amino acids. The record is from RefSeq and is a predicted model, not a curated record. The transcript has 18 exons. Gene Ontology annotation, cellular component: cytoskeleton; plasma membrane.